AUGCAUUCAUUUAUAACCGGAAAUCCUUUUAAUAAAAAAGCUAUUACUGAUACAAAUAAAUAAAGUUUAUUAAUAAGCUUUAAACUUUUUUAUGAAGAAUCUAAAAGACUCUUAUUAGAAAAUGAAUCUGAAAAAAUACUUUAAGAAAUUAUUAGUGAACAAUUAUAAGAUCUAUUAGUUUUUAGCAUUUAAUUUUCAGAAUUAUAAUGA
Molecule: messenger RNA, 210 nt
Organism: Ichthyophthirius multifiliis
Lineage: Eukaryota; Ciliophora; Oligohymenophorea; Hymenostomatida
Exons: 2
Source: RefSeq, a predicted model, not a curated record